Prorocentrum cordatum is the source of this 380-nucleotide messenger RNA. NCBI's taxonomy places the organism in Eukaryota, Dinophyceae, Prorocentrales, Prorocentraceae. The record is from the annotation of a GenBank genome assembly.
GAGGCGAAAAUUCAGAGGAGACUCGAGAGGAAGCGGAAAAAAGAUGCGGAAGGAGGCGGAAAGAAGCGGAAGAAACACAAGAAAAAGAAAGAUUCUUCCAGCAGCGGCUCGGACAGCGAUUCCGACUCGGGCGACUCCGACUCGGAUUCUUCAUCUUCUUCGGGCAAGAAGAAGAAAAAGAAGGACAAGGGGAAGAAGGCCGGCAGGGACGCCGCGCAGGCGCAGGCAGAGGAGCCGGUCGCGGCAGCGAACGCUGCCGCCCUGGCGGCGGCGACGCAGAGGGCGCUGGAAGCCAAGGCCAAGGAGAGAGAGGUGAAGCGGAAGGCGAAGGAGCAGCUUGCAGCCUGGGAGGCGGAGCAGAGGAGGAAGGCCGCAGAGGA